CAAAGGACAUUUGGUUUUAACUUUAUCUUUCAGGUGAGCAACACUGAAACAAACGAGGACAGCAUUCAGGUUUCCGAGAAGUCCAAACAAAGCGACGACAUGUCUAACUUUGCUGACAUCCCUUCUGAAACGGCUGCUGGGGUAGAGGAGGUCUUGGAGCCUUUCCGUCUUUCCGAUGAGAAUCUGAAGGAGAUUUCUAAUCUACUUCUGGGAGAUAUGAUCAAAGGUCUGAGCAAAAAUUCGGAGGGCAGUGCAUCUGUCAAGAUGUUUCAGUCCCAUGUAACGGAAAGACCGAACGGAACAGAGGAAGGAGACUUCUUGGCUCUGGAUCUGGGUGGAACAAAAUUGCGGGUGUUUCAUGUCAAAGUGACAGAGGGGAAGAGAAAGCUGAAAGACAAAGAAGAGAAAAUACCUGAAGAAAAAAAGAAGGGAUCCGGAGAAGAGCUGUUUGACUACAUCGUGGAAUGUCUUAGUGAAUUCCUUGUCUCUCAAAACCUGACAGGACAGACUCUUCCACUGGGUUUCAGCUUCUCAUUCCCCUGCAAUCAGGAAACCCUUGAAAAGAGCAUCCUGAAGAAGUGGACUAAAGGCUUCCAGUGCUCUGGGGUGGAAGGGAAGGAUGUAGCAGAGCUACUGAAACAGGCCAUCAAAAGGAAAGGGGGCCUCAACAUUGACCCAAUAUUCAUGGUGAAUGAUGCAGUGGCUACAAUGAUGGGUUUUGAGGACCAGAACUGCGAGAUUGGGAUGAUUAUCGGAACCGGAACCAAUGCCUGCUACAUGGAGGAGAUGAAGAACAUAGAAGAUGGAAAGGAAGGGCAGACGUGUAUCAACACAGAGUGGUGCGCCUUCGGAGACGACGGCUCCCUUGAUAAAUUCCGGACGAAUUUCGACAAGGAUUUGGACAUUAACUCAGAGAAUAAGGGAGAACACAUUGUUGAGAAGAUGAUCAGUGGGAAGUAUUUGGGAGAAAUCGUUCGGCUGGUGCUGAAGGAGCUGAAAGAGAAGAAGCUGCUGUUUAAAGGGAAAGAGUCUGAGGCCCUGCGUGCCCUGGAUACUAAAGACAUGUUUGAGACAAAGUUCAUCUCUAUGAUUGAGGAGCCGGACAGUGGUCUAGAAAAUGCCAAAAAGAUUCUGACUAAAUUGGGUCUGAUGUAUGAUUUGGUUGACGCCAGUGUGGUGCGACUUGUCUGUAAGACCAUUUCGUCACGUUCUGCUCAUCUCUGUGCCGUUGCCUUAGCAACUAUGGCCAAUCGUAUUCGUGCCAACCGAGGGCUGCCUCAUCUGGAAAUCACAGUGGGAAUGGAUGGAAGUGUCUACAACCUACAUCCCACUUUUAGUGUAAAGCUCAAGGAAGCACUGCGCAGCCUCUCACCCGAAUGCAACAUCAACAUAAAAACCAAAGAGAAUGCCAGUGGGAUAGGUGCUGCCAUGGUUGCAGCUGUGGGUCAACGCCUUCGUUAGAGGACGGCAAGGAUGAAGAAGAAGAGAAUUCACAAAAUAAAUGAAAGACAACCGUUUAAGAGAUUUUCAUUGUCAAACACAAACCCAAUUUUUUUAACCAUGUAUUUUUAAUCAACUUUAAAGUGUAUUUUGUAAAAAGAAGUGAUCAGAUCUUUGUAAUACACCAAUAACAAAUGAAAAUAAUGGGGGGGGUUUAUGAAUAGAGAUGCGAGUAAUUGACCUAUGAUUAUUUGUCAAACAAUGGUUGAUUAGAUUAAACUUUUUAGAAGUCAGAUUUUACAAUUAAUACAAAAUAAUAUUUGAAGGUAACAAUAAGAUAAGACUUUGAUACAAUCAGUGAAGCUGUGCCUAUGUGUUUUGUUUAAAGUAAACCAAUUUCUGUACCUAAUUAGAUGAAGUUAUAAACACAGGAUAAUUGUGAUGUUAGAAAGCUGAUUAGAACAAUAUGUUGAAACUAGAAGCAAUAAAUACAAGGAUGAUUUUUGAUAAUUGU
Messenger RNA from Gambusia affinis (western mosquitofish), 1954 nucleotides. Its product is annotated as hexokinase-2-like. The transcript is spliced from 10 exons. Gene Ontology annotation, biological process: glucose 6-phosphate metabolic process; glycolytic process; intracellular glucose homeostasis. NCBI's taxonomy places the organism in Eukaryota, Metazoa, Chordata, Actinopteri, Cyprinodontiformes, Poeciliidae. Bases 100 to 1461 code for a protein of 453 amino acids. Gene Ontology annotation, cellular component: cytosol; mitochondrion. The record is from RefSeq and is a predicted model, not a curated record. Gene Ontology annotation, molecular function: glucokinase activity; mannokinase activity; D-glucose binding.